Molecule: messenger RNA, 2772 nt
Organism: Gavialis gangeticus (Gharial)
Lineage: Eukaryota; Metazoa; Chordata; Crocodylia; Gavialidae
Product: connective tissue growth factor-like
Exons: 5
Coding region: 218-1270 (350 amino acids)
Biological process (GO): cell adhesion; signal transduction
Cellular component (GO): extracellular region; extracellular matrix
Molecular function (GO): integrin binding; heparin binding
Source: RefSeq, a predicted model, not a curated record
AAUAUGCCCUGGAAUUUGGACACUUUUUGUUGCACCAUUUUGGGUUGCUUCCCAGGUUGUCACUCAAAUGCAGGAUACGCCUCUUCAGGAGGCUAUUUAAAAAGGAGCUUGUGUGCAAUGUUCUUUGGACAGAGAGAGGGGGCUUGAAAAGAGAGCGGGGGAGAGAGAGUUGUUAGUCACUAGCCGUCAGUCUGAAAUCCAUCCUCUCUCACUCAGGAUGUCUGACAGCUUUGGGACAAUAACCUGGACCCUGUUCCUCCUCCUUCUUGCACCUGACUGGGUAGAAUCACAGACAUGUUCCUACCCAUGCCAGUGCCCCUCCCAGCCACUGCAGUGCCCUGCUGGUACCAGCCAUGUGUUGGAUGCCUGCGGUUGCUGCAAGGUGUGUGCCAGGCAGCUUGGUGAGCUGUGUUCCCUUCAGAAACCCUGUGAUCAUCACAAAGGACUCUACUGCGACUUCUCCAAAAUCCACAGUGGCAGUGGGAUAUGCUUAGCUAAUGAGGGAGCAACCUGUGACCUGCUGGGGAAGAUCUAUCACAACGGCGAGAGCUUCCAGCCCACCUGCAAGCUGCAGUGCAUCUGCAUGGACGGCGCCAUCGGCUGCAUCCCCCUGUGCUCAGACGACUUGCGGCUCCCCUCCCCAGACUGCCCCAACCCCCACCGGGUGAAGCUUCUGAACAAGUGCUGCGAGGAGUGGAUUUGCCAAGAGGGCAGCCAGGAGAACCGCUAUGAAACAGCCCUGGCAGUUUUUAGGGAGAAUUCAGCGUACAAGCCUGACCUGAACAACCUCCAGGAGAACUGCCUGGUCCAGACAACCGAGUGGAGCGCCUGCUCCAGGACCUGUGGGAUGGGCAUCUCCAGCCGCGUCACCAAUGACAACCCCCAGUGCCGCCUGGAGAAGGAAAGCCAGCUCUGCAUGGUCCGGCCCUGCGACUUCCUUCUGGAGAAGAGCAUCAAGAAAGGAAAGAAGUGUGUGCGGACCCCGAAGCACCGCCAGGCCAUUCACUUGGAGUUCUCCGGCUGCACCAGCGUGCGCACCUACCGACCCAAGUUCUGCGGCAGCUGCACGGAUGGCCGCUGCUGCACCCCGCACACCACCAGCACCGCAGAGGUGGAUUUUAGGUGCCCGGAGGGGGACAUCUUCCAGCGUAAGAUGAUGUUCAUCAGGACAUGCUCCUGCCACCAUGACUGCCCCAGGGACAAUGACAUCUUCCUGGCCACCUACCACAGGAGGAUGAUAGGUGACCACGUCAGGGCAGAGAGGCAGUAGCCUCUUCCUCCCUGACCCCCAGGCCUAGGUGUCAAGAGUGUUCUCAAGUGUCCACAGUGCCUCCGCUGCUGAAGCCCAGGACUGUGCAGUCCCUUCUCACCCGUGGGGAGACCACAAUGUAAUUUGGGCCCAGUGGCAAGGACAACAAGGCAGGCAGCAUGGAGGGGAGCAGUCCCCAUGGGCUCUCUACUGGUACCAUUCAUCAGGCAAGGCUUGGGCAAGAGCAUCUGGCACACUCCCAUCAUGGUGGGGAUGCUGAGAGAACCAGGCUAGAUGCAGAGAUGGGCCUGAACUGGAGCCCUGAUCCAUGUUUCCCCAGCUUGUAAGGGGCUUUGGAUCUGGAUCUAAGCCACAAGGCUUGGCCCCACCUCCAGCUGGGAGCAAAAUGAGUGUGGAGUUCCCCAAAGCCAUGCUGCAGCCUUGCCACAACCCCAGAGCAGAGGGCAAAGGAGAGGCCCAGCAGCCUGAUCUGUUGCCCAGCCAUGCCAAGCAGCCUUCUCAAUGGAGGAGGGAAUCUGAUACUGACCUUUUGCAAUGCGUCUCUCUACAUAGUUGUCUCCCUUGCCCAAAGAGGGGCUCCAGCCCUCCUGGCAAUUCCUUCCAACUAACUGGGAACUACCAUUGUUUGGCAAGGCUCAUCCCCUUCCUAGAGCUCCCCCCAUUGUGAUUCCCCUGCGCCCCAGAUUAACUGGACUGCAGGAAUCCUGUAGAUCUCUUGUGUCACCAUGUUGCACGCAGGGGAUACCACCCAGAUGAUAGCAAGGCUAUCUAGCAGGUAUGUGAAAGCCAACAUUACAAGGGAAACAGUGGGUCCCAUUGCAAGAACUUGCCAUAUGGCUUCCCUAGGGACAGCUGAGCCCUGUAAGAACCAUCUCCAGAGAAGACAGGACUCAGCUGGGCUUACCCUGCUCUUUGUCAAUGCUGGAAGGAUAGUUCUAGGGCCCAGCUCCCAUCCCAGGUAUGGCAAUACAGAGCAGAAGUAUCCAAGGAGAGUAACAUCAAUGUAAAACUGGGGCUGGUUAGAGUAGAGUCAGCCUUCCAGCCUGUUGCACAUCAACUAAGAGAUCUGCCCCCUGUGUUUUGCAAGUCCUACACUCAGCCUGUACUGCCAAGAAUGAGAAUUGCCCACUUUUCUCCUCUGUUAAACGUCAGAGCUAGAACAGCUUGGGGACAGGGAACUGGAUUCUCUAGUGGCCUGUGCAUUAGCAACAGAGUUGAAUUUCAGUAGCAGAGUCUUUUUAUGACCAGCAGUGCAUGAACCAGAAAAACCCAGCUCAGGUCAAAUCCCCCAGGAGCCUGAGGCACUGGCAGGAAAACCCAGCCUUUCUUGUAAAUGGAACAGAUUUAACCUGGCAUUACUGAGACAGUACUGCAGAAAGCGCUGCCUGGAGCAUCCUGUGUUCUGCAGCCACAGAACUCACCUCCUGCCAGAGAACUGGGUUGUAUUCACAGGGCUGUACAAUGACUGGGCUGGUUCACAGGAGUGUCUCCUGCAAAUCAAA